Penicillium arizonense is the source of this 573-nucleotide messenger RNA. RefSeq lists its product as uncharacterized. The record is from RefSeq and is a predicted model, not a curated record. Lineage: Eukaryota; Fungi; Ascomycota; Eurotiomycetes; Eurotiales; Aspergillaceae. Bases 1 to 573 code for a protein of 190 amino acids. The transcript has 2 exons.
AUGGUCCACAUCAGCGAGGCAAUUAAGAGCGACCAUGAGAAGAUGCAGUCGUACUACAACGCCAUAGUGAGCUCGAAAGACGCAGAUGAGCAAACUCGUAUCCAGAAGGAGUUUAUCUGGGAGCUCACACGCUAUACUGUUAGCGAAGAGCUGGUAGUUCAUCCCGUGAUGGAAGAGUUCCUACCCGAUGGAAUGGCGAUCGCAGACAAGGAUCGUCAUGAACAUUUCACGAUUAAAAAACGACUUGAUGCCUUUCAGAGUCUGCAUAGCUCUGAUCCCCGCUUCCUUCCUACGAUCAAACGCUUGAUGGAUGAUCUGGCCAAAAGCUUUCAUGACGUAGAGACCAUCGAUCUGCCAAAGUUGGAGAAUCACAUUACUUCCGACGAAAGCGAACAGCUGGCAUAUUCUCUGCAACGAGCGAAGGUGUUUGUGCCAUCUAACUCACACCCAAGUGUGCCUACCAAGCCACUUUAUGAGACUGUCGCCGAGCUAAUUACAGCCCCUUUUGAAAACCUCCAGGGUUUGCUCCCUACAUGGUCAGAGGAUGAGCCAGACCCAAAGCCUCCAGAAUGA